Pipistrellus kuhlii (Kuhl's pipistrelle) is the source of this 2764-nucleotide messenger RNA. It is a transcript of the gene MYBPH, whose product is annotated as myosin binding protein H. Gene Ontology annotation, molecular function: protein binding. The record is from RefSeq and is a predicted model, not a curated record. NCBI's taxonomy places the organism in Eukaryota, Metazoa, Chordata, Mammalia, Chiroptera, Vespertilionidae. The transcript has 8 exons. The coding region runs from base 839 to 2554 and encodes 571 amino acids.
GAACACACACUGCCUCAUCCCCUCCCCUGCCCAUGCCACGCCAGGCCCUGCUUUGAAGCGUCUAGAAGGUUCCGAGUGCCGGCUUCCUCCGUGGUCCUUCCCACGCCCGCCUUACUGACACGAACCCACCCAGGGCUGGGGUGUGUCAGCGGCGCUGUGACGGGGGGAGGGGAGGGCAGGCGAGGGGGCAGCGGAGGCCCCAAGAGGGUCCCACCAGCAUCUCAGAGGGGCAGUAACAGGGGCCCUGGACGCCCUUCCUGGGAUCCCGUUGCUGAUAGACCCUCCUUGGCGCCCCAACAACGCCCUCUCUGGGGCCCUCGGCCGCAUACCCCACGAGGGAGACCCCCGGGGGCGGGAGGGCGGGGCGCGGCUCCCGGGGAGGCUAUUUCGGGCCGUCUGGGCCCCAGCCCCAGGCUCCGGAGCCUGGGCACACGUGACCCCCGGGAGGCCAAGGCGGCCUGAGCUGGACUCACCCUCCAGAGGGAAGCUCAUCGCCUCGGCCCUGACCCCUGGCACAGGCCCCUGCCAGCGUCCUCUCUCGCCCAUCUGUGCCUUCCUCCCAUCUGGGCACUGGCACCCCGGCUGCUGGGAGCCAAGCGGGUGAUGGACGACACAGUGCCCUCUCAAGGGACCCUCCGUCCCUCCCCCGGAGCUAUUCCUGGCCUGGGCGCCUCCCCGCUCCCAGCCCCCACCUGGCCUGACCCCACAGCUGGGAGCCAUCUGGCUGGGGGUGGGGCGGCCUGCCUAUAUAAGCCGGGGCCUGGGUGCCCCGGCACCCUGUAGGCCAGACCCUCCACGCUGACCUCGGCACGCUCAGCCUGACCACAGCCAGCCGGCAAUGACAGCGACCUCGCAGGCCCCUGACUAUGGCCCCGAGGAGGCCGCCCCCGAGGUGCCCAAGGUGCCCGCGGAGCCCUCUGGACCAGGGGCCCCAUCGGAGCCCACGGGCGAGGAGCAGGCUCCCGUGGCCGCCCCCGAGGCCCCGCAGGCCCCUGACCAGGGUCCGGGGGAGCCUGCCUCCGAGGUGCCCGCGGAGCCCCCUGGACCAGGGGCAGCACCGGAGCCCACGGGCGAGGAGCAGGCUCCCGUGGCCGCCCCCGAGGCUCCUGCCCCCGAGGCCACCAAGCCUGCGCCUCGAAGUGAAGACGUGCCCAGUGCCCCCCUGAAGCUGACCAUCGAGGACGUGAGUGACAGCUCGGUGACCGUGAGCUGGGAGCCCCCAGAGAGUCUGGGGACUCAGGGCCUGCAGGGCUACGUGCUGGAGCUCCGCAGGGAGGGAGCCUCGGAGUGGGUGCCCGUGAACGCCAGGCCCAUGAUGGUGACCCAGCAGACCGUGCGGAACCUGGCGCCGGGAGACAAGUUCUUCCUGCGUGUGGCUGCCACGAACCCUGCGGGGGCUGGGCCCCCCGCCACGCUGGACCAGCCCGUCCACAUCCGGGAGAUCAUCGAGCCACCCAAGAUCCGAGUGCCCCGCCACCUGCGCCAGACCUACCUCCGCCAGGUGGGAGAGAUGGUCAACCUGCAAAUCCCCUUCCAGGGGAACCCCAAGCCCCAAGUCUCGUGGACCCACAACGGCCUCGCUCUGGACAGCAAGAGAGUGAGCGUGCGCAACGGAGACCAAGACUCCAUCCUCUUCAUCCGCUCGGCCCAGCGCGAGGACUCGGGCUGCUACGAGCUCACCGUGCGGCUGGAAACGCUGGAGGCCCGGGCGGCCAUCAACAUCCUGGUCAUCGAGAAGCCCAACCCACCCAGCAGCGUCCGGCUAGUGGACGUCUGGGGCUGCAACGUGGCCCUCGAGUGGACGCCGCCCCAGGACACCGGCAACACUGAGCUCCUGGGCUACACGGUGCAGAAGGCGGACAAGAAGACACAGCAAUGGUUCACCGUGCUGGAGCGCUACCACCCGACCACCUGCACCGUCUCCGACCUCAUCGUGGGCAACUCGUACUCCUUCCGCGUCUUCUCGGAAAACCUAUGUGGGCUCAGCGACUCGCCCGCCGUCACCAAGGAGCUGGCUCACAUCCGGAAGACAGACAUUGUUGCCAAACUUAAGGAGUUUGUUGAGAGAGACUUCUCAGAAGCCCCUUCCUUCACCCAGCCCCUGGCUGAUCACACCACCACCUCCGGCUACAGCACCCAGCUCUCCUGCAGUGUCCGAGCGUCGCCCAAGGUGAGGGGCCGGCCCGGCAGUGCCUUGGGGAGAGGCGGGGGAGGGAAGGGGGAGGAGGACCACAGGGCAGUGGGGCAGAGGAAUCUGAGCAGGCAUCUCCACCAAGGCCUGCUGGGAGAGCCCGUCCCAGCACCUGCCUUCCAGCCUCCCUGUGACCCUGCUCCCCAGCCCAAGAUCAUCUGGAUGAAGAACAACAUGAACAUCCUGGGGGACCCCAAGUACCGCACCUUCUCCGAGCAAGGCGUCUACACCCUGGAGAUCCGGAAGCCCAGCCCCUUCGACUCCGGGGUCUACACCUGCAAGGCCGUCAACAUGCUGGGGGAGGCGUCCGUGGACUGCCGGCUGGAGGUCAAAGGUGAGGGCUGGCGGAGGAUCUCUCCUUAGGGACCCGCCGUGGGGCGCACAGGAGAUGCCCCUCUUCUCCUGGGGACUGGGGGGCCGCACCCUGAAACCCGCGGGAGAACCGGGCAGGGCGACGGUGCUGGGCGGCCGGGACGGAGGCCCCAUGUGGUGGAGCGGCAUGUCCGCCGGGAGGAAGCCCGGAGCUGCUCUGGGUUCUCCACCCCAACCCGGUCCCUCUAACCGCGGGGUCUC